Messenger RNA from Saitoella complicata NRRL Y-17804, 2441 nucleotides. Its product is annotated as Gpi1-domain-containing protein. The transcript has 2 exons. The record is from RefSeq and is a predicted model, not a curated record. Gene Ontology annotation, cellular component: endoplasmic reticulum; membrane. Bases 357 to 2441 code for a protein of 694 amino acids. NCBI's taxonomy places the organism in Eukaryota, Fungi, Ascomycota, Saitoellomycetes, Saitoellales, Saitoellaceae. Gene Ontology annotation, biological process: GPI anchor biosynthetic process.
UGUGAAAAGGAGGUCCAGCUUGGAGCAAUUCCUCAGCGACAGUUCUUGUCAACAAUCAAGGAGGCCAAAAGCAUUCGCAAGGCAUGAGUUCGCAAUAAACUGCGUGCGAACAACGACAUACAAUAUUCUUUGGCAUUCAUGCCCGUUGAUGCUGCGACUGUCUUCCAUCUUCGUGAUCUUCGGAGUCGCACUUCUGGCAAUCGGCAUUACCUUUCUGCAUUCGAGUCGCAUUCAUAGGGACAUUGUCUUUCGCGCUGGGGUUGCUUUUUCGGUACUUACGGCGGCUUUCCUUACGCUCCUAUUACCACUGAGUUAUAUCGCGAAGAAAGAGCAGAAGAAGAAUCCGUGUUGGGUGCAUGAAAGAACGUCGGCGCGGGAACAAUUGCGACGGCGAGGCAGUCUGUAAGAAGGAUGGGUCAAAAAUUGUGAGGAUCUUCUGGCCGGCUGGUGCAUGUAGGAAGCAUGACGUAGGCCUCUUGGUGGGAUGGCGUGUAUCGGACUUGGAUGUAUUUGUCUUGGCGGUUUUGCCUGAGGUAAACCAUACACGACUAGCAACAGCCCUUCGUGAUGGUCUCCUCUUCUCCCAGCACGACUUCUCCAAACUACAGGACCUCUGCGGUGGACACCCACUCAGCAUUCUGGGCUCCUUGAACGACGACAUACCUCGAAAAAACGCAUACACCGGCAAAGGAGCAUGGAUAGUUGGUGUUACCCACGAUGACAACCUCGUCCCAGAAUUCACGCUCGCCGACCCGACAAUGUCAGCUACAGCACAAGUUAUUUUGUUUGACCCUCCGAACCCUCACGGCAUGCAUUUCUACUCAUUGCAACCCACUCCUCUCGAUUUUGGCGGAUUGGACGCACAUGAAGGCCGGGAUCGUAAGCAACAACUGGAGCGACAACAACGGAGAGACAUGGUCCUGAAGAAACUGGCAGAGCAUACACCCACCCGUCGUCUACAAUCUCAACCAAAAGACCUGAUCCAAAUGCAUAUCAACAAGAUCAACUGUUCCUACGAACUCGGCACUGUACUCCACGAGAACGCAAAGCGAAUCGGAAUGCAAGCACGGAGGAAACGGACAUUGAGUGUUGGUGAGAGAGUUAGGGAGUCUGCGGAGACGUUGCAGGCGAGUGCGUGGGAAGGUUUCGUGUUGGCAAUGGUGUGGAUGUUUCGGUGGGUUAUGCCUUAUGUGUUCCUGUUUACGCGAGGGAUUGUGAUGCUUGAGCGAUUGCUCAUAGAGGCACUACUCCACUUCGUCGAGUGGCAGCCUUUUCCGAAUCAUCCGCCGUUGAAGGAUCUGCUUGGGUCAGCACAACAGGCGCAUAUCCGCAUGCAGCAGGCCUGUCAAUGGCCCGUUCAGUGCCUCGCUCUUCGAGACCGGAAGAAGGACUGGGCGAGUAUGACCACGAACCAUAUGGAGUAUAUCAGAUUCUACAACAGUCUCUGGCUUGUCGGAAAUGAUGCCAUCAUCGGUGCCGUCAUCGCUAGUUAUCUUACGGAGAACGCGGACGAGGUCGCGUCACUGAUUGAGCGAGUGUCGAGGGUGUACACAAUCGAGAGCCUGCAUCGCAUGAUUCUGUGGUUGAUGGAUUGGCCGGCCGGUCUGAAACUCAAUAACGAGUUGGCGGCUUUCCUGGGUGAUCUUUUCAUCUAUCUCAUCAACUUCUGGGCAGUAUGUAUGGGUGAGCUACGGCCAUACCUGCCGUUUAUCGUCCGUUUCGUCGGAUAUUCAGGUUUUGUCGGCGCGUCCAUGGCAAUUUCGCUCUCCUCCGAUCUCCUCACUUUGUUGACGCUCCAUAUCUCCUCGUUUUACAUUGCAUCAGCGCGGAUUUACAACUGGCAACUCACGAUUUUAGUCUCACUAUUCCAUCUCUUUCGGGGCAAAAAGCAUAACGUCCUCCGCGAACGUAUCGAUUCGUGCGACUAUGAUCUCGAUCAGCUACUACUCGGGACUAUCUUGUUCACGUUACUGAGUUUCUUGUUCCCGACCGUGUUGGUGUUCUACGCGACGUUCGCCGUUUGUCAUAUGGGAAUUGUUAUGCUCAAGGCAUUAUCAGAGACGUUGUUGGCGUGUCUCAACCACUUCCCGCUGUUUCCUUUGAUGCUCCGUAUCAAAGAUCCGAAAAGAUUGCCGGGUGGCAUACGAUUUGAAUUGUAUACGGGUCCGAGAAGAGGAGGGAGCACAAACGAGAAGGAGAUCGUUACGAGUUACGUGGCAUUGCGGUCCACACCACUGCCGUUGAAGAACAUAUUUCGACAGUACCUGCGAUUGGCAAGGAGGUUGCGAGCACAUUACUUGAAUCCGGGGGUGUUUGUGUCGUUAGCGAUUGGGCGACCUGUGCCACUCAUACCCAGGAGUCAGUUGGCAGGUUCAGAAGAAAGACGCAUAAGUGUGGAAGAAUUAUGGAAGAAGCUGGAGGCAAGACGUCGUGCAUCAUAG